Plectropomus leopardus (leopard coralgrouper) is the source of this 1274-nucleotide messenger RNA. RefSeq names its product small nuclear RNA activating complex, polypeptide 3 (gene snapc3). Gene Ontology annotation, molecular function: bent DNA binding; RNA polymerase III type 3 promoter sequence-specific DNA binding; RNA polymerase II cis-regulatory region sequence-specific DNA binding. The record is from RefSeq and is a predicted model, not a curated record. Gene Ontology annotation, cellular component: snRNA-activating protein complex. Gene Ontology annotation, biological process: snRNA transcription by RNA polymerase II; snRNA transcription by RNA polymerase III. NCBI's taxonomy places the organism in Eukaryota, Metazoa, Chordata, Actinopteri, Perciformes, Serranidae.
UCAUCCAGGAAAACAUGGCGGCGCCGUCCAAACCUACGACAGACCCAAACACAAACAUCCCAGAUUACGAAUACAUUGACGUGAACACCAAAAUAUUUCAUAUCGACUCUUUUAAAAAAGAGUGGCUGAACAGACUGAAGCCGAGUGACUACUCCUACCAGCACGAGGACGAGGACGCGUUUGAUGCUAACUUUGCUGAGGAGAUGGGGCUCAGUGCGGAGACCAUGGCUGACCUCAAGUCCGUCUGCAGUCCUGACUCACUCCGUUGCCAUCCUGAGGACCAGCAGGCUGAUCCAGAAGUUGUUCCUCCAGACCCAACGCUGAAAACACUCAUUCAAAGAAAAAAGAAACAAGAUUACAGAGCUACUCUGAAAGUCAACAAGAACAGACACGACCUCUACGCAGAUGAACUGGAGCGUUUAACUGUCGGUAGGAAACCAGAGGAGGUGUCCGACAUGAUCCCUGAAGGAGAAGUCAUUCUAACCAUCAAUGUCUACUACCCGGCUAUUUAUGAGAAAUUUAGCUACGUCAGACCUCACAUAACUCUCCUGAUGACGGGCUCCCACACCCUGGCAGAGCUCAGGGACGCCAUCUGCUGUGUCAGCGACUUGCAAGUGUGCGGAGAGUUCAGCCACACGCCGGACAUCGCGCCAGACUUCAUCAGCAAAGAUCAUUACAAAUCAGCUUUCUUUUACUUGGAAGGCGUUUUCUAUAAUGACAUGAGAUACCCGGAGUGUCAGGACAUCAGCAUGACUAUUAUUGAAUGGGCAAAGGCCCGAAACUUCCCACCCUACAGCCAGGCCAAGAUGGAGGACACACGAUUUGUGGAUCUGAAAGUGAAAGUCGGCUUCCCGUACCUCUACUGUCAUCAGGGAGACUGCGAACAUCUCAUCAUCAUCACAGACGUUAGACUGACCCAUAAGAAGGACUGCCUGGACAAGACGCUGUAUCCACUCCUCACUCACAAGCACAGGAUCACUACCCAGAAGUGUGCCGUCUGCCACGUCUUCAUUGGAAGAUGGUUUACCACCAACGACCAGUUUGCUCCGAGUGACCCGUGUCUCUUCUGUGACAAGUGCUUCCGGAUGCUGCACUAUGACGCUCAAGGCAACAAGCUGGGAGAUUUCCAGGCUUAUCCCUACGUAGACCGAGGUGCAUUUAACUAAUGCUGCUCUUUGGUGAGCUGCUCAGAUUAAUGCUGUAUAAUACAGUUAAAUGUUUUAUAUUUCAGGGAGAAAUGUUUUGAUAUAUUGGAAAUGUUUGUUUGGUUCAAA